ACGCAGGGCCAGAAUUUAUACACCCUGUGCCUCAAAAGCCCACACCAGGUGCUGCCCCUUGCCUUUGUUCUCUGCCUUUGCUGAGGGUGACUCUGUCUGUGUGAGGCUGCAGCCAUGGAUGAUGUAUACAAGGCAGCGGUUGAAAACCUAACUGAAGAGCAGAAAAAUGAGUUCAGGGCUGCCUUUGACAUCUUCGUCCAGGAUGCUGAGGAUGGCUGUAUCAGCACCAAGGAGCUGGGGAAGGUCAUGAGAAUGCUGGGCCAGAACCCCACCCCAGAGGAGCUGCAAGAGAUGAUUGAUGAGGUAGAUGAGGAUGGGAGCGGGACAGUGGACUUUGAUGAGUUCUUGGUCAUGAUGGUGAGGUGCAUGAAAGAAGAGAGCAAAGGAAAAUCAGAAGAGGAGCUCGGAGAGAUUUUCCGAAUGUUUGACAAAAAUGGAGACGGGUACAUCGACUUGGACGAGCUGAAGCUCAUGCUGGAGUCCACUGGGGAGGCCAUCACAGAGGAUGACAUUGAGGAGCUGAUGAGGGACGGAGACAAAAACAACGAUGGGAAGAUUGACUAUGAUGAAUUCCUGGAGUUCAUGAAGGGAGUAGAAUAAAUAUUCUGUCUCUUCAGUCUCAAGAUCAUCCUCAACAUUUUGCCAGUACAAGAAAAAACAGCCCCUGCCCUUUCCUAUCCCGAAGCUGAAUUUCCUUGGUGACACCAUCCACUGAGCAGCAAUGCAACCCAUUAGCAUAUGGUCGCACACCACUGUUCUCUGUCCACUUAACAUUCUGUGAACUUAAGCCUUUCAUUAAGACCAUUGCUUAAAAUGUCAGGUAUAUGUCUAUGACAUUUUUUUAUCUCUUGGUAACUGUGUCAAACUACAGUUUAAAUGCAAACCCACCCAUUGAUUUACCUAUUGAAUUUAUGUAAAAUAAUGUUAGUUGUUUUAAUCCCAGCUCACUGCUAUAAACAGUGGUAUCCUGUCUAAGUAAUACCAUACUAACAGUGGUACUCAUAACAUGUUUAGAUCUAUUUGAUUUUUUAAAGUAUAUGGUAUCGGAUAUUGCCCAAAUUCUAGAUUAUUGGAUAUAACUCAACGGAUAACAAGGCCUGAAAUGUAAUAACCUGUAAACUACACAUUUGUAACAUAUAUAUGAAGUACAAUCACAUCACUGUAUAUUUUCAAUAAAAAAAUCAUGAGUCCAA
Messenger RNA from Lepisosteus oculatus (spotted gar), 1193 nucleotides. RefSeq names its product troponin C type 1b (slow) (gene tnnc1b). Gene Ontology annotation, cellular component: myosin II complex. Lineage: Eukaryota; Metazoa; Chordata; Actinopteri; Semionotiformes; Lepisosteidae. The record is from RefSeq and is a predicted model, not a curated record. Gene Ontology annotation, molecular function: calcium ion binding.